Molecule: messenger RNA, 952 nt
Organism: Salvelinus namaycush (lake trout)
Lineage: Eukaryota; Metazoa; Chordata; Actinopteri; Salmoniformes; Salmonidae
Product: homeobox protein Hox-C6a-like
Exons: 2
Coding region: 1-693 (230 amino acids)
Biological process (GO): regulation of transcription by RNA polymerase II; anterior/posterior pattern specification
Cellular component (GO): nucleus
Molecular function (GO): RNA polymerase II cis-regulatory region sequence-specific DNA binding; DNA-binding transcription factor activity, RNA polymerase II-specific
Source: RefSeq, a predicted model, not a curated record
AUGAAUUCGUAUUUCGCAAACCCGUCGCUCUCCUGCCAUUUAUCCGGUGGUCAAGAUGUUUUGCCAAACGUGUCCCUAAAUUCCACAACUUAUGACACAGUGAGACAUUUUUCCUCGUAUGGGGCUGCUGUGAACCAGAAUCGGAUAUAUUCAAAUCCUUUCUAUUCACCCCAAGACAAUGUUGUUUUUGGGCCGAGCCGGGCAUCCUAUGAGUAUGGAUCUAAUGUGUUUCUUCAAGACAAGGAUGGGGGUCUUGCCAGUUGCAGACAAACAAGCAGAGGGCUGAAUGCACAAAGCCACAGUGCUCAGGAGUACAGCUUGGAUCACGCCAGAGGAGGAUCGCAGGAGCAGAAAGCUAACGUCCAGAUUUACCCGUGGAUGCAGCGAAUGAACUCUCACAGCGGAGUUGGAUUUGGGUCCGACAGACGCAGAGGACGCCAGAUAUACUCCCGUUACCAAACACUGGAACUGGAGAAGGAGUUCCAUUUCAACCGCUAUCUAACCAGACGUAGACGUAUCGAAAUAGCAAACGCUCUCUGUUUGACAGAACGUCAGAUCAAAAUUUGGUUCCAGAACCGUCGUAUGAAAUGGAAGAAAGAGAGCAUUCUAACGUCUACGGUGACAGGGAGUGAAUCAACAGGGACCUCCGUGGAGGAAGGAGACGGCGUGGAGAAGGAAGAGGGAAAAAAAUAAAAAAUAAAUUAAAGAAAGACAUUUAAAACGAAAUCAUGAAACUCUAAUUAAACUACCUAGCCAUUCAAGGACCAGAAACUCUAACGCAUGAUAUUAUUCUGCUAUUUGCCCACCCCCAUCUAUGUAUCGGUUUGGAUCACUUCAACCAAUUCACAUAGGUCAUUCAUAGGCAUGGUUUACAAACACAAUAUGCAUAAGCAUUCCAAAUGUGAAGGAAAUGCGAAGGCACACUUAUUUUGUUUUUGUUAAUAUAGGUAUU